Molecule: messenger RNA, 713 nt
Organism: Rubroshorea leprosula
Lineage: Eukaryota; Viridiplantae; Streptophyta; Magnoliopsida; Malvales; Dipterocarpaceae
Source: the annotation of a GenBank genome assembly
AUCAAUAAAAACUAACAAAUCUUAAUUUAAAAUAAUUUUUUAUUAAAAAUUUUGCUUUUCGUUGACCUUUUAAUUAAUGUAAAGAUGCAUGUCUUUUUCUUUAGAAAAAAAAAUUUCAUUUGGCUCUCCCUAAAAAACUUUUUUGGCUAUGCUACUGGAGGAAGUGAUAAGCAAGGGGAGCAAUCCUUGUCACAAGGGGAAAGACCUCAGCGCUGGUGGCCUCUACUGGUGGUGGCUAAGGAUGGUUAAUGGUGCCAUGGUGGCAAUCGCAAUGAGGAUGGUCCAGGCCUUCUGGUGGGGACUUUGUGACAAUGGGAUGUGGGAAUGGUGGGGUUAUGUUUGGAAACCAAGAUGGGGGCAAGACACGUGUGGCAUGAUUGCAUCAUCAAAGGAGGUAGGGCUGUGGGCUAUUUAGUCUUAGGUCCUUCGCCAGACAAGGAUAGGAAACCAUGUGAGUUUCGGCAUGAGGUUAAUAAUUCUCUCAGGUUAAGGUCACUAAGGUUUGCACUAUUAGGAUUUUUGUGUUCAACUUUGAUUUUGCUAGUCAGGGUUAGAAGACUCCACGAGUGUGGGCCUUUACAUCAACUCCCCCUUGCGCAAGUACUCGGUUUUUGGGAUGAAAAUUUUACCCUCAUCUGAUGUGUACUUAACAUUUUUACCUGUUAUGGGUAAGGGAUUUUUACCCAUGGGCCGAGUAAAGGUAAAACAAUUUU